Closterium sp. Naga37s-1 is the source of this 2007-nucleotide messenger RNA. The record is from the annotation of a GenBank genome assembly. NCBI's taxonomy places the organism in Eukaryota, Viridiplantae, Streptophyta, Zygnematophyceae, Desmidiales, Closteriaceae.
AUGUCGUUCCUACCCAUCCUCGACUACGGUGUACCACCUACAGCCACCACGUCUGACGGUGAUGGUAAUUUUAUUAACAGUAACCCUAGCGGCAGUGACGUGAGUAACACGGCAGCGACUUCCUCUGCUUCUGCUGGCGGUGGUAAUCCACCCUCUCGGGCAAACCCUGGGGGGAAGGGCGCAACCGCGAGCGGGGAAGGCGGAACCGCAGGCGCGGGAGGCGCAAAAGCGGAUGGCGCGGAGCAGCCGAAGAAAAAGGCGACAAAAGCGGGGAGCAGCGGAGCAGGCGGAAAGAAAGCCGCGGGUAAAGCGGCGGCGAAGGCGGAGGGGAAGGCGGAGGGGAAGAAGACGGGGAAGAGGAAGGCGGGGACGGGGAAAGGGACGGGGAAGGCGGCGGGUACUGGCGCUUCGACUUCCGCAGCCGGCGCGGCUGCAGCAGCGCGAGAGAAGGAGGAGCGCAUGAAAGCGGCGAGGGCGGAGGUGGAGGCGCACGCCGCCGCGCUCGAGGCGCAUCGAUCCGCCGUCUUUAAACUGCAGGCGUUGCUGAUUCGCGACGAGCUGUUGGAUGCAGCAGGGGUGGGGAAGGCUGGGGAGGUGCGGGAGUGGGUGGAGGAUGUGAGUAUGGGAGAGAGGAAGGAGGAGGAGAAAGAGGAGGGAAGAACGAGUGUGGGGAUGGACGGGUGGGUGGGGGGCGAGCAGGAGGACGAGAGGGGCGGUAUGGGGGUGGCAGUGGGGGAUGGUGGGACGAUAGACGUGGCAGCAGCAGCAGCAGCAGCAGCAGCAGCAGGGGAAGCAGGAGGAGCAGGAGGAGCAGGGACAGGGGGGAAUGGACCAGCAGCAACAGAGACAGCAAGAGGAAAAGCAGAAGCAGGAGGAGCAAGGGGAAAGGCAGCACAAGCGAUUGGGCAAGCAGCAGAGCUUCGAUCAGCCUUAAAGAAAGCAGAGCAUGGGGAGAAAGGCGGGCGGGCAGUAGGCACGCAGAGGGAGGAGGAGAGGCAUGUCACCUGGGCGGCAGAUGACAGGCUGGCAGUGGCACAAGCGGAGGGGGGAAGGGGUAGGGGUGAGGGAGAGAUGAACGUGGGUAGUGCAGCACAGGAGGAGAGGCUGGGAGAGGGGAUUGUAGCAGAGAAGAGAGGUGGGAAGGAGUGGGGGGGAGUGGACGGGGGGAAGAAGCAGGGGGCGGUGAGAGACGGGGCAGUGAGAGAGGGGGCAGUGGGGGAGGGGAGCAGUGGGGUGGUUGGCAGGGGGGAGGACGGCGUGGAGUGGAGAGAAGGGUGGGGCGUGGAAGGAGGGGCAGAGGCAGCAGCAACGGGUCGCUGUGGAUGGUUUGAGCCUCCUCCCCCAGGCUUUAUGAUGCAGCUCCCCUUUCACUCUACUCUCCUCAUGGCACUUCAAGAGUGGGUCACUGCCGACUCGCUUUGUCUCAUCUACCCGCCACGACCUCCAGCACCACAACAACCAGCAGCACAGCAAUCGCAGCAACCAGCACAACCAGCGCAACCGUCCCAGCCACAAGAAUCACAGCAACCAGCACCACAGCAAUCACCAUGUGUGGAAUCAAGCCUGGAAGCAAACGGGUGGGAGUAUCCCGCUCUCCUGGGCUCCGUGAAUGAUCCUACCAGAGCUUCUGAGAUCCGAAGGACCUUGGGAGAAGGCCUGGGACGGGAGACGGCAGGGGUGGUGGAAGGCUUGGGGCUGCUGCUGCCACUGUCGACUGUGGAACAUGCACUGACUCGUCUGCUGGCCACUUUUGCCUUCCGCUCGCCCCUUGCCUCCCUCCGCCGCCCCCACUGGCAACUGCUGCUGCUGCUUCUGCUAGAGGCUCUAUCAGUCAACUGCCUUCCUCCAGCUGCUUCAGAUGCACUCAACACACACCGGCAUCAAGUAUACAAGGUGGCAGCAGCAGCAGGUGUGGACAGGGACAACUACCUCUUGCUCCGGCAGAUGCUGCUUCCCAGGGGGCCCUCGGUUAGCAACCCAAACCAAAAUACAAACGCUGCUGCUUAG